UGUUACUCUUUAAGUGCUAAAGAAUUAAAUCAAUAAAAUUGUUAAAUAAUUAUUUAAUAAAAUGGAUCACCACGGUAGUGGUUUUGUUGCCUCACCAUGGGCUGCAGUUUUAGGUCAUCAUGCGAUGGCCGCCACAGCGGGUGCGGAUGCAGGAUUUGCUGCAGCAGCUGCGGCAGCGCAUGUGCAAAAUGUUGCUGUUGCUGCUCAACACCAUCACCAUCAUUCGCAUCAUCAAAUAGCGGCUGCUGCCCAUCACACCCACCAUCAUGCCCACACACAUCCGCAUUCGUCCCACCAUCAUCAUCACCACCACCCGCACUCACAUCAUUUGAAUCCUUCGGGUAUGCCAAUGGAUUUACAUGUUCCACAAGGAUUUCCCUAUUACAGAUACCGUGAAGAUGCUCUCUGCUGGGGUGAUCGAAAAUCAAUGGAAGAGAUUGGAGCCGCUCAGUCAUCGGUAAAUGCAAGAAUUCUCGAAUUACGCAAGGAGAAAUCCCGUGAUGCGGCCCGUUCACGGCGCGGCAAGGAGAAUUUCGAAUUUUAUGAACUGGCAAAAAUGUUACCACUACCCGCAGCUAUAACCAGCCAAUUGGAUAAGGCAUCGAUAAUAAGACUGACCAUAAGCUAUUUAAAAUUAAGAGACUUCUCCGGACAUGGUGAUCCACCAUGGACCAGAGAACAAACCACCAGCAGCAAAUUGAAAAGUGCAGCCAUAAGACGCAGUCCCGCCGUUGAUUUAUUUGAGCAACAUCAGGGUACCCACAUAUUACAGUCGUUGGAUGGUUUUGCAUUGGCCGUUGCAGCUGAUGGUCGUUUCCUGUAUAUAUCGGAAACGGUAUCUAUAUAUUUGGGUUUGUCACAGGUGGAAAUGACGGGCAGCAGUAUAUUUGAUUAUAUACAUCAAGGUGAUCAUGCUGAAAUUGCCGAACAAUUGGGUUUGAGUUUAACAUCGGGUGGUAUAGCCGGUUCCGGCUCACAAACAGGACCAGCUGGUCUGGCCUCACCACAUUCCGGGGGCUCAGACGAUGGUGUAGGCAAUCAUGGCACCAACAAUCCAGAUGUUUCUGGCCAAAUGACUGUUAUAUCGAAUAGUGGUUAUAAGGGUUAUGAACGUUCCUUUUGUAUACGCAUGAAAUCGACUUUAACCAAACGAGGCUGUCAUUUUAAAUCUUCCGGUUAUAGAGUGGUUUUAUUAUUAUGUAAAUUACGGCCACAAUACACAUUUUCGCAUACACGAAAAUCUCAACCCCCUCUAUUGGGUAUGGUGGGAUUGGCUAUAGCUUUGCCACCACCCUCAGUGCAUGAAAUUCGUUUGGAAUGUGACAUGUUUGUAACGAGACUUAAUUUUGAUUUUCGCAUUGCCCAUUGUGAGCCAAGAGUUUCUGAUUUAUUGGAUUACACGCCCGAAGAUAUGGUGGGCAAAAGUAUGUAUUCGCUGUGCCAUGCCGAAGAUGCCAAUCGUAUGAGAAAACAUCAUAUGGAUUUAAUCGAAAAGGGUCAAGUUCUAACGAGCUACUAUCGUCUAAUGAACAAAAACGGCGGCUACACUUGGAUGCAAAGUUGUGCCACUGUUGUGUGCAAUUCCAAAAAUGCCGACGAACAAAAUAUCAUUUGUGUCAACUAUGUGAUCAGUAAUCGUGAAAAUGAGAAUCUCAUUUUGGACUGUUGCCAACUGGAACCGAGUAUAGAUAGCAUUAAGCAUGAAGAUAUUUCAAGUCUUGAUAAAAAUUCCGGAUCUCCUGGUGGAGAUGCUGCGGCAGCUGGUGAUAUUAGUCAUAAUGGUUUGGCAGGCAAUGAAACGAAAUUAACAUCUCCCAAAACAGAACCGGACUCUCAACAGAGAUCUAGGGGUAGGGUAGCAACGAAUGCCUCCAGUAAUAGCAUAGCCCUAGUUAAGGAUGCAAAUAAUACGACUGGCUUAAAUGUACCAGAAGACGGUACGGUUAAUAAUACCUUACCCACCACUGUGGCCACAGCACCCACCCCAGCUCCUACCACUACGAAACGUAAGCGUAAAACUAAAAUUACCCCCGUACAACAGCCGGUGGACAAUGAAGGUGCUAUGGAUAACAAUAUCUCUAUAAAUGAACCUAAUGCCAAAGUUCCUGCUGUAGAUCGUGAAACACCGCGCUCACGCUUGCCCUCCAUAAUAGAAGAACAGCAACAACAGCAGCAACAGCAACAACAACAACAGCAAACACCAGCUCCUUCACAAAUACAAAAUCCAGAAACUUCAGUUAAAGACCUGGAACAAGCCAUGUCUAAGCAUCUGCCUUCACCGGGUAGUGUUAGUAAUACGGGUCCCAAUACUACCGAUUUUAGUACCGAUUCAUUACUCAAACAACAGCAACAACAACAGCAGCAGCAGCAACAAAAUGAAAAGAGCAGUACCAUACAAUGGAUAGGAGCACCCCACUAUCAGCAGCCGCCUGCACCUAUGCCUGCUACCGCCCUGCUAAGACAACUCUAUGCCAAUCGCGAAAGUGUGAUACGUGCCACCGCCCGCCAAACACCCACCGGCGUAUUCUAUGGUGAUCAGCAGACUGGUCCUCUACCCACACCACCCGGCAGUGAAUCUUCUUAUGAUAAUCAAUAUCUACAAUUGCACUCUCACCCCCAAAAGACCUCUUCAGAUGCCUUCACCAAUCUCGUAUCCACCUAUGGCACCUAUCAUCACAGCUCUAUUGAUUACCACAAUGCCAUGACACCACCCAGUUCGGUGUCGCCACGAGACUCGAACAACUCUUUAAAUGCCGGCAAAUCAACCUCAACAUUAACCUCUUUAAAUGGUGGCUAUGACUAUGCUGAUCCCUUAAAGUCUCAAUACACCAGCAGCACAAGCAGUGGAGCAGAUGUCUCAUCGGCUCUACCCCUAAAACCUCAACCUUACUCAGCGGCUGCUGCUAUGCAUACAACUGAUACCAGCAGUGGUUUGACUUAUAGUAAUUUAGAUCAGCCUCAGUACUUUGCUCCACACUCCAGUUUCCAUUUGUAUCAUAAGGGUGCUCCAACGAGCGGCUGGUAUUCGACACCCUCAUAGGUCGAUCUUAAUCAAAAUUGCGAGCUAUAUACAAACCACUCAAACAGUAUAAUAGACACAAAUCAAAAUUAUGCCACGGCAGCAACAGCAGCAAGUUCGUUGGCCCCGAAGGA
This is a messenger RNA of Calliphora vicina (urban bluebottle blowfly), 3153 nucleotides long. RefSeq names its product trachealess (gene trh). The record is from RefSeq and is a predicted model, not a curated record. Gene Ontology annotation, molecular function: protein dimerization activity; RNA polymerase II transcription regulatory region sequence-specific DNA binding; DNA-binding transcription factor activity, RNA polymerase II-specific. Bases 62 to 3040 code for a protein of 992 amino acids. NCBI's taxonomy places the organism in Eukaryota, Metazoa, Arthropoda, Insecta, Diptera, Calliphoridae. Gene Ontology annotation, biological process: regulation of transcription by RNA polymerase II. The transcript has 10 exons.